AUGGACCUGGAGGCCAAAGUGAAGAAGAUGGGCUUAGGUCACGAGCAAGGAUUUGGAGCCCCCUGUUUAAAAUGCAAAGAAAAAUGUGAAGGAUUUGAACUGCACUUCUGGAGAAAAAUAUGUCGUAACUGCAAGUGUGGUGAAGAAGAGCAUGAUGUCCUAUUGAGCAAUGAAGAGGAUCGAAAAGUGGGGAAACUUUUUGAAGACACCAAGUAUACCACCCUGAUUGCAAAGCUGAAAUCAGAUGGAAUUCCCAUGUAUAAACGCAAUGUUAUGAUACUGACCAAUCCAGUUGCUGCCAAGAAGAAUGUCGCCAUCAAUACAGUCACCUAUGAAUGGGCUCCUCCUGUUCAGAAUCAGGCAUUGGCCCGGCAGUACAUGCAGAUGCUGCCCAAGGAGAAGCAGCCAGUGGCGGGCUCCGAGGGGGCGCAGUACCGGAAGAAGCAGCUGGCAAAGCAGCUCCCUGCACACGACCAGGACCCUUCCAAGUGCCAUGAGUUGUCCCCCAAAGAGGUGAAGGAGAUGGAGCAGUUUGUGAAGAAAUACAAGAGCGAGGCUCUGGGCGUAGGAGAUGUCAAACUUCCCCGUGAAAUGGAUGCUCAAGACUCCAACAGAAUGUACAUCCCUGGCGGAGGCAGAGGCACCGUGGCGUCGGUGGGCACCGUAGAGGACAAAGCGGCAGAACACAGGACUCAGUAUUCCUGCUACUGCUGCAAGCUGGGCAUGAAGGAAGGUGACCCCGCCAUCUACGCUGAAAGGGCUGGCUACGAUAAGCUGUGGCACCCCGCUUGCUUUGUCUGCAGUACCUGCCAGGAACUCCUGGUCGACAUGAUUUAUUUCUGGAAGAAUGGGAAGCUAUACUGUGGCAGACAUUACUGUGACAGUGAGAAACCCCGAUGUGCUGGCUGUGAUGAGCUGAUAUUUAGCAAUGAGUACACCCAGGCAGAAAACCAAAAUUGGCACCUGAAACACUUCUGCUGCUUUGACUGUGACAGCAUCCUCGCCGGGGAAAUAUACGUGAUGGUCUGCGACAAGCCCGUGUGCAAGCCUUGCUACGUGAAGAACCAUGCCGUGGUGUGUCAGGGAUGCCACAAUGCCAUUGAUCCCGAAGUGCAGCGAGUGACCUACAACAAUUUCAGCUGGCAUGCGUCCACCGAGUGCUUCCUGUGCUCCUGCUGCAGCAAGUGUCUCAUUGGGCAGAAGUUCAUGCCGGUGGAGGGGAUGGUUUUCUGUUCCGUGGAGUGUAAGAAGAUGAUGUAUUAA
This is a messenger RNA of Pipistrellus nathusii (Nathusius's pipistrelle), 1263 nucleotides long. The record is from the annotation of a GenBank genome assembly. NCBI's taxonomy places the organism in Eukaryota, Metazoa, Chordata, Mammalia, Chiroptera, Vespertilionidae.